CCUCCGCGCCGCAGGGUUCAAGACUGUCAGAGCUGGGAGCCACCUUCACAACUACCAGGGUUUCCAGAACCUCCUUUAUCUAGCCCUGGGGAUGGAAGAGAUGUCAUCAGAGGCGGAGGCGUACUAGGUUUACGUGCCAUUGACUCAGUAGAGGAAGCUGAGACCGAGCAGCCGCAGGAACGAGAAGUACGUCCACCUUGCCUGGGCCCGGAGCCACAGGAGACCCUGCGGAAGAUGAAGAAUGUUCUGGAACAAUGUAAGACCUGCCCAGGCUGCCCCCAGGAGCCAGCAUCCAGCAACGUGAGCUUGCAGGACCCCGAGGAGCCCUCCUUCUGCUUGGAAGCUGAGGAUGACUGGGAGGACCCAGAGGCCCUGAGCUCACUGCUGCUAUUCCUGAACGCCCCCGGGUACAAGGCCAGUGACGUGGCGCUGCCAUGGCUGAGCAGCGUGUUCUGCAGCUUUAGCGACGAGGAGCUGACUGGGUGUCUGGCACAGGCCCGAGGGGCGGCCAAGAAAGCUGGCCUCGUCAUGGCCCUGGCCAGGCUCUGCUUCCUCCUGGGGCGGCUGUGCAGCAGAAGGCUCAAGCUGUCCCAGGCCUGGGUGUACGUUGAGGAAGCACCGGGGGCCCUGGAGGGCAGCUUUGGGGACCUGUUCCUGGUGGUGGCUGUGUCCGCCAACCUGACCAGUAUUUACUGGAAGCAAAAGAACCGAGAGAAGUGUACACAGGUGUUACCCAAAGCUGUGGCCCUGCUCCUGGGGACACCUGGCCACAUCUGCAGCACUGAGGUGGAGGGAGAGCUCCUGAAGCUGGUGCUGCGGCAGGCGGUGGGUGGCCAGAGCCUGCAGCCCGAGGCCCGGGCCUGCUUCCUGCUCCAGCACCACGUGCACCUCAAGCAGCCCGAGGAGGCCCUGCCCUUCCUAGAGCAGCUGCUGCUUUUGCACAGGGACUCGGGAGCCCCAGAGGCUGCGUGGCUCUCAGACUGUCACCUACUCCUAGCUGACAUCUACAGCUGCAAGUGCCUGCCCCACCUGGUGCUGAGCUGUGUCAAGGUGGCCUCAUUGAGGGCACAGGACUCGCUGAGGAGCAUGAACCUGGUGCUCCAGAACGUCCUCCAGCCCCACAGCCUGCCCACCCAGACUUCCCACUACCUCAGGCGAGCGCUGGCCUCCCUAACCCCGGGCACAGGCCAGGCGCUGCACGGCCUUCUCCACGCCAGCCUGGUCCAGCUGUACAGCCACCGUGGCUACCACGGCCCGGCCAUCACCUUCCUGACGCAGGCGGUGGAAGCCAGUGCUGUUGCCGGAGUCCGUGCCAUCGUGGACUGCCUGCACGUGCUUCAUGGGCAGAGCCCAGUGGCCUGACAUCCUGUAGUCUGUCCAGUGGUGGCCAGCGAGGACCAGGAGGGUGUGAUUGCCAACAUGGGGGCCAUGGCUCUGAAGAGGACGGGUCGGAUGAGGCAGGCAGCCGAGGGCUACUACCGUGCCCUACGGGUUGCUCGGGACCUGGGCCAGCGGAGGAACCAGGCAGUGGUGCUGGCCAACUUUGGGGCCCGGUGCCUGCAUGCGGGUGCCAGCAGGCUGGCCCAGCACGACCUCCUGGAGGCCAUGAGGCUGUUCUCGAGGCUGCCCUGUGGAGAGUGUGGCCGGGACUUCACCCAUGUGCUCCUGCAGCUGGGCCACCUCUGCACCCACCAGGGCCCGGCUCAGCAGGGCAAGGGCUACUAUGAGUGGGCCCGUCUGGUCGCCGUGGAGAUGGGCCACGUGGAGAGGCCUACAAAUCCGCUCUGGACUACACCAAAUGAAGUCUGGGGAUUUUCAUUGACCUCCAGAAGAAAGAGGUGGCGGCACAUGCCUGGCUGCAAGCAGGGAAGAUCUAUUACAUCCUGCAGCAGAGCGAGUUGGUGGACCUGUACAUCCAGCAUCUUCUCCCUGAGGGCAGAGGCGGGGCCCCUCACAGUGCCCAGCACCUGCUGGUGGACACAGAAUGUGGCCCUGUACACAGGCGACCCCAACCUGGGGCUGGAUCUGUUUGAGGCAGCUGGAGACAUAUUCUUCAAUGGGGCCUGGGAGCGGGAGAAAGCCGUGUCCUUCUACCGGCUGGGGCGUGGGAAGCUCCAAGCACAUGUUCGGGCUCUGAGGGGGGCGCUGGGCAAGGUGGGUGCUGCGGGAAGCCUGACCCCACCUGCCUGUGUGGUAGGACCGGGCCCUGUCCCAGCAGUGACUACCGGCAACUGCAAGGCGGAGCUGUGGCUGUGCAACAAGCUGGUGGCACUGCUGGCCAUGCUGGAGGAAGCCCAGGAGGGCACGGAGUUUGCCCACAUGGCCCUAGCACUCAGCAUCACUCUGGGGGACCAGCUGAAUGAGUGCGUGGCCUACCACCGGCUGGGCGACGGCGAGCUGGCGGAGCACUUCUACCUCAAGGCCCUGUCGCUCUGCAACUCACCGCUGGAGUUCGACCAGGAGACCCUCUACUACCUGAAGGUGUACCUGGUGCUCGGCGACAUCAUCUACAACCUGAAGGACCCGUUUGAUGCAGCCAGGUACUACCAACUGGCACUGGCAGCCACUGUGGACCUGGGCAACAAGGAGGCACAGCUGAAGAUCUACACGCGGCUGGCCACCAUCUACCACAACUUUCUCCUGGACCGCGAGAAGUCGCUCUUCUUCUACCAGAAGGCCAGGACCUUCGCCACAGAGCUCAACGUCCGCAGGGUCAACCUGCCUCCUCUGCCACUCUGCGGGUGGGCCCCCUUAUUGGCCCCCAGCCACCCUCGCUGAGGACAGCAUCCGAGGGAGUGGGUUUUGUGCAAGGAGGGUGGUCUCCUGCCUCCCGUGGCUCAUUUUCUGGGAAAUGGAGGCAUGAAAGCAGGGGUCAAAUAGCAAUAAAGUUUUUUUUUGUUUUUUGCAAUAACCUA
Molecule: messenger RNA, 2915 nt
Organism: Macaca mulatta (Rhesus monkey)
Lineage: Eukaryota; Metazoa; Chordata; Mammalia; Primates; Cercopithecidae
Source: RefSeq, a predicted model, not a curated record